Messenger RNA from Melampsora larici-populina 98AG31, 3393 nucleotides. RefSeq lists its product as uncharacterized. The transcript is spliced from 9 exons. Lineage: Eukaryota; Fungi; Basidiomycota; Pucciniomycetes; Pucciniales; Melampsoraceae. The record is from RefSeq and is a predicted model, not a curated record. Bases 1 to 3393 code for a protein of 1130 amino acids.
AUGUCUACGCCUUCAAAUGAAAUAUCUAAUGUCUCAACAUCAACGACUUUGCGCACUGCCAAACAAAGACUAUUGGCUGAGCGAGCUGCCAAUAAAGAUGCCAAAAAACGCAAGGAUUGCCCGUUGAAAACGGAUGAUGAUCAAAACUGCCCAGAAUGUGUCUUUACAAAGGAUGGACCUGACCAAUGGUUACACUGCCAUUGUGGAAACUCGGUCAAAAUGAUACACGGUAGGAUUCACUAUGCCAAAGCCCAUUGGGAAUCAAUAACUUGUAAGACAGCAACAGCAAAGCUUCGACGGGCUGUAGAUCGACCAAAAAGUCUUAAUGGUUCAAAUAAUCAUCCACAAGUUUUUGAUGUCCGAUGUGCAGGCCUGACUGACAAGACAUGGCUGCGUCCAGGUCAACAACCUAUGUUGACAUGUAUCCAGCAUUCCUGCACGGCUUAUCACGGAUAUCCACCAAGGUUUACUAAGAGCUCUUGUCGCUUUCCACGUGGAUCAUCAGGCGUGAUGGAAGUCAGGGUUCAAUUCAUUCCACCAAAUGUACUCAGCGAGUUUCAACCCUCGAUUCUGGGGCUGUUGAGGGGUCCAUUCCACGAACUUCUUUUACGCUAUACUGAGCUACAGCAGUUGAUUCAAUCAGUUGAACGAUCAACAAGAGCUGGCGACCUAGAGUUCUGGACAACUUUUGGUGUCCACGCCCGGGCUGGACUGUUUAAAGAUGUCCCAAUGCUUCGAGCAGUAGCAGAGGGAGUUGCCAUUCGGGCUGAAAGGGAAGCAAAAGGCUUAACAACUCGUGGAAUGCCAUUCAACGAGUACCUCGACAACAUGCUUACAACUGCAGGAGCAUACUCCAAAGGUGCUUCCGAGCUGUUUCGCGCAAACCUUGCUGGACGCUCAUCUCGUGGCUUUCGCUUACAACGCCAACGGAUUGGUGCUCGGAUGCACGAUAAAUUUCACAUCGAUAAUGUUCUUCCGGUAGUUGCUUGGCUUGAGCGAUACGGAUACAGUGGGCCAGUAUCAGCAGGAACAGACCAGACGGUAUGCGUGAAGGCGCUUCGUUACAACAACAGCUGUUUGGUUGGUGUAGAAGGUGGUGAUGUUGAAGUUUCCGAUCUCGAACACCUAGAGAAGUUGGUGGAGCAUGCAGUUCAAGGAGAUCACCUGUGUAAGAAGCUACCGUUAUCUCAGAUUCGAGCAUACACUCUACAGGUCCCUCUUCCGAACGUUCCUACAUUCGUGGUGGCUUUGAUUUCUAGUCGUGAGGAUGAGUCUGCUGAGGAUAUCAAGGCUCAGCACCUUCAGUUCAUCAAUCUACUUGAAUCUGUUGGAAUUCGACUCAUCUCAUUGGGGUCUGAUGGUGCAGCAUCUGAAGUGCUCGCACAAGAGUUACUUGUCAACUCGGCGACAGAACAUUUGGAGUUCUCAGCUCCCAAACUCAGUGUCAACAUACGUGUUCCACUUCUAGGGGCCUCGAAACGACCAGUUGUAGUAGUACAAGAUCCUAAACAUGCUAGAAAGACAGCUUCAAAUCAACUACUUUCUGGGGCGCGUUUCUUAGCUUUUGGACGAUUCAACGUCAACCUUGACCAGCUCCUCACUUUGCUCCAAACUGAAGAGUGCCCACUUGGCUAUAAAGAUGUAUUAAACACAGAUAAGCAAGAUGAUGGGCGAGCUUACCGAACUUUCAGCGAGGACACUUUCAAGGCUGCUUGUGCACAGCCAGAUUGUCUUGGUCUGGUAUUGUAUCUCUACAUAUUUGGCGAGCUUGUUGAUUCUUGGUUGAACCAGAGCAUGCCACACCGAGAAAGGAUUAUUUCAAGUUAUACGGCAGUCUUUUUUGUACGAAAGUGGAAGGCAUAUCUACUCAAACGUCAAAAGGAACCAGGGAGCUUGAUGAAUUUAUCCUCAAACCAGUCUCACCGUGACCACUACCCUACGCACCCGCUAAUGCCCUGGAAACAUGGCACUGAGUGUUGUGAGCACAUCUUUGGAUGGAUGCGGGUAAUUUCUCCAACUUUUACUGUAUUAGACGCAAGGCAGAUGAUGCCAAAGAUAUUUGCUGUGAUAAAGAGCAUCAUGAGUGGGCAUAUCACAUUACCCAUGAGUGAGAAUCUGCACGCAGGCUACAAACACGAUUUCUCACCCAAUAACACUCACGAUUUCAGCUACAUCCUCAGUCAGUAUCCCAGCAACAGCGAAAUCAAUGAACUACUUGAGCUCGCGGAAUCUCGGGCAGAAGAACUAGCAGCUUUUGCUGGCAUGACAACAAACAAUUCAGCAGCACCACUCAACAACUUCACAUCUGAGGAGGCCUGUGGUGAACAUGAGCUUGAUGUAUCUGUAUCAAUACACAAACGAUCUUACCUGAACUAUCCUUUUGAACCUGAAACGAUCACUGUUGAACAGGCAUUAGAAACUGCAGCGGGAUUGACAAGCCAGCACCAAGAAACCGAUGUACUGAUGUCUCAAAUAACUGUGAACUUGGAAGCUCUAGCACUCGAACUACUAGAACCAUAUGUGACUCCUUUGACUACGUCAGAAGCUCUGGUGAAAUCAGAUGGGACUUUGCACAUUGACCAAAUGCUGUCCAAAAGACACGCACAUGACAGUCAAGUCAAAAAUUAUCACGGUCCAGAGAAACCACGUAUCACACCAAAAGAUUUACCUGUCCCGCAGUACGAUCCAGACACCGGCCACGAAGUUUUGUUGCCGAGUCAAUACAGUAAAGCAGUUUCCUUCUUCUGGCGUUCGCACGAGGAUCCAGAGUACGGUGAAGCCCGUAAACAUCGGUGGAGAACACUUGGAAAGCGCAAGUCGCGUGAACUAACGAACAAGCAACCUGAAAUAAAUGUUGCAGAAUCAGGUGUAGGAUCACAAGUCCGGGAUGUAGACGAAGUAGAUCAUAGACCAGAUCAAAUCUUUGGAAUGGGUGCGAUAACAGCCACAAAUCCUCUUACUAAAAACAAAUGGGUUGUAGUUAUAAAGCAAGAUCAGUACUUCUACCUUGGCCAGGUUCUGGCUGUGUUUGAGCAUCACUCAGGAAAGCACGCGUGGAUUGCAGAGGCUCAUUCACGCGAAAAGGUAUCCUACGUCUCACUUAAGAUCUAUCAGUACAAGCCAGGUCAAGCAAUUAUUCAAGCAGCUCAUAAUGAGGAGCUUCCGAAUGAAUUUACCUUCAGUCAUCUUCCUGCAAAAUAUAUUGCGUAUGUCUUCACACCACAACAUGAUGAAUCAGUCUUCUUGUUACUUGAAUCUGGUCAUUAUCAAGUGCCUUCUUUGCUUGAUUACUUGAUUGCUAGUCGUCCUGCGUGGCAACGGCUGUUCUCGCCUCAAGGCGUCAAAAAAUCUUCUCAUAGGCGAACGAGGAAGGCUGUGGAAAACGAUUCGUAG